Messenger RNA from Aspergillus caelatus, 2268 nucleotides. RefSeq lists its product as uncharacterized. The transcript has a single exon. The coding region runs from base 1 to 2268 and encodes 755 amino acids. Lineage: Eukaryota; Fungi; Ascomycota; Eurotiomycetes; Eurotiales; Aspergillaceae. The record is from RefSeq and is a predicted model, not a curated record.
AUGGUGAAUAUAGCGCAGCUCCCACCGGAACUAUUCUGCCCGGUGCUUGAUCUUGCUUUUGAGAAUCAAAGUGACAUUCAGCUGCUCUGCAGACUCUCUCUUCUUAGUCGCCAAUGGUACGAGGCCCUAGUUCCUCGUAUAUACGCUGAAUGGACCUACAACGGGGCGAGGCAGUCAUUCAGGUCUCUCUGGAAUUUUCUUAGGACUAUCCUCAGCGAUACCCGUCUCGCAGCCUUGGUACACUCCUUACAUAUAGGCAACUGGGGUUACUAUCCACAUGCACGCUCCGGUGAGUGUGAAGAACUAAAUCUCCCACGGGAUGAGAUUACCAUUUUCCGCGAAGCUAUCAGCAGGGCAGGAAUCAAACACCUAGAAUCAAGUAUUAUAAAAGAUAUACGAAAACGUGAUCGACGACCGCUGAUGGCACUUCUUCUAACAUGCCUCCCAAACCUCACAAGAAUACAUGCACACAUCCCACAGUCUGAUCCUGUUCUCAGUGGAGCUCUGAGGCAAAUAUUAGACUGCCAGAGUGACGACAAUCCACCAGCACUUCUUAGCAAGCUGAGCGAACUUUAUGUGCUUGGCGAAGUGGGCAUUCCUACCUGUGACCUCAUGAAUUAUGACCUCCUUCCAAGAGCCGAUCAAACCCUAUUGCACCUGAAUGACCUGUGGCCCGCACUUCAUUUGACAGGUCUGCAGACGCUCUCGCUUUUCGGUCUUGAUACAGCGAACGCGGCCCUUCGACUUGGGGCAAGUCCUGCUUUAUCUCGUCUGAAACACUUAUCUAUAAUCAGCGGCUUUAAUUCCAGCUGCACAUAUUCAGAUCUCCGAGCUCUGCUCACUUUACCAGAAGCAUUGAUCAGCUUCUCAUUAUACGUGCAAGAUCAUGCGUUUGGUUCAAUCGGAGGUGACAUGAUAUCCAACGCGGGUCUCUGGAAAGUCCUGAGAAAGCACCAGAAUAGCCUUGAAUACCUCGACAUUUAUCGUGAUGCUGAACACACGAGACUCUAUAUGAGUCAAGGCCAUUUUGGUCUUCUCCGUCCCUUUACACGCCUCAAAAGGCUUUGUAUCCAACCAGAAGUCUUACUUGGUAGCUUCUGGGAUCGGCCCAACGCCCCUUACCGCUUGAAAGACCGUUUGCCAUGCAAUCUCCAGUCUCUCACACUCUAUGGCGGUAAAAUGUUCUUCCACACCAGCAGUAUGAGUGUUCACAUUCAAGAAGCACUGGGCAGUGGGAUAUUCCCGUUCCUAAUUUUGAUUGAACUAGAGGGUUUCUAUGUAGAUUCAGAUGUAUCUGAGGUAUGCCGUGAAAACGGUGUUAGCCUCUCAAUGGGACGAAGCUGUCAACAUAAAGCCCUUUCAAGAGAUUGCCAACUUCGGAAAGAAGGAAGUUGCCCGCCGUUCUUGCAAAAGACAUACCACAUGCGAAUGGAUGGCCAAAGACGGGCGGUUAUGUUUGCUUUCUUCCCUAUGGAAUGUCGUGGUCGUGGUGAGAUAUUACUACCCCUUGACGACAGCAUGGACGCCUACGAGGAGAUGGAUACAGAAGACGAAGACCUUGAUCAAUGUACCGGUGACUUGAAACUCCGUAUGUUGGACUUGUGGGUGCACAAUGGAGGCACAGCGUACAUGGUCUUUCAAAACUUUGGACACUCCUCGCUACCACCGCUUUUUUCCUUUGCCAUAUAUUUUACACAUGUACUCGUGUCGCGGGAAAGGGUAGACCAUCGGGCUUUGUACCAUGCUCUUUGUGACUCGUACCGCAAUUACGAUGUCCGAUUCGAUCUGUAUUUUGUCCCCGGUAUAGGUGACGAAGGCUGUAUAGCUCAUUACCGCCAGGAGGGGCGCUUCCGUGGGGAUUAUAAGAAGCAACUUCAGGCAUACAAAGAGAGUAGUCGUUAUGAUGUUUCGCCAGGGGUGGGAUUUCUACCCAGUAUGGUACACGACUACUCUGAUACUGGUUUCUAUCGAGGGUUGCUAUUUAUAUGUCCUGAGCCAGAAUGGAAUGGUAACCAAGAAACCUUGUGGUCUGUGCAGUUCGACCCGGUUCGACAGGCUGGAGAUAGCACAGAGUCGUCAGAUGAAGAAAAUAUCCCUCUUCAUUGUAUCCAGCGACACCCAAUUAAUGAUCGCAGCCGCCGGUAUGAAGGCUACGAUGGCGAAUGCCCGAUUGACCGAUGGAUAUCUGAUAUAGCAUCCUGGCAUAGGGAGGAAUUGAGGGGACCAUGGCUGAAAGCAACACGAAGAGGCUGGCAGAGUUGGCGUUAG